Messenger RNA from Neohortaea acidophila, 4526 nucleotides. Its product is annotated as RNA-binding G protein effector of mating response pathway. Gene Ontology annotation, cellular component: cytoplasm; nucleus. Gene Ontology annotation, biological process: nuclear division. NCBI's taxonomy places the organism in Eukaryota, Fungi, Ascomycota, Dothideomycetes, Mycosphaerellales, Teratosphaeriaceae. Gene Ontology annotation, molecular function: mRNA binding. The transcript has 2 exons. The record is from RefSeq and is a predicted model, not a curated record. Bases 215 to 4228 code for a protein of 1337 amino acids.
ACUUCGUGUCCACUUUCCGCCUUGUCCUGCACACUCCCUCGUCUGUCGCUUCGUCCGGACUUGUCCUUUUGUCGUUGCACUUGGUAUGGCGGCGCGGUAAUUGCCUCCAUCGCCCCUAAUCACCCGAGAACCACUUUCCCACUCCACCCCACACUCGAUUUCCCCAUCUUCCCCUCCCUUGGACUGGGCUGGUUCAAUACCAUACCACGUUAACAUGGCUUCUGCAUCCUCUGCGAACGGCAGCGCUUCUGCUCCGGAUGGAUUGUCCGCCGCAGAGAGAUUGAUGAAACAACAUGCGGCCGGGGAAGCAGACUCGCACAAUGUCAGUCUGGAAGAGGUGCCUGAUGAGGAAUUCACCAUGCAUCCCCCUCCCUCGACUCUCGCCGCCGCUCCUGUCAACCCCGAGUCCGCCGAACUCCCUGCCGAGCCCACCUUCUCCUCGAAAGCGGCUGGAAAGCAGCCUGUGCGCGAACAACCCCAAGCUGCGCCUCCGAAACCCGCCCUCGACACUUCCGAGGAUGCCUUCCCUGCCCUCGGCCCGCCCAAGCCGCAGGUCCGCGGCGCCGCACCCUCCCCAUGGUCCAAAAAGCCGGCGUCUGUUGGCAAGGCCACCAACGGUGCUACGCAUGGCUUGACGAACGGCAGCGCAGCCUCGUCCACCUUCAAUUCGCAAACCUCUUCGCCGCCUUCCGGCAUCCCAACUCCGAGUACCACCACCGCCUCCACUCGUGGUCCAGCUCCGCAGAUGUCUAUUCCCGGUCGCUACAGCGAACAGAUUCAACUGCAUCCGUCGAUGAUGACGCCGAGGAACCAGUUGAAGAAGCCGGUCACCGACAUCCUCCGCGACAUCAACAAGCGCUCGAAAGCGAAUGUGGAGAUGAAGGCCGGCCCGGGAGGCGUGGUAGUCUUUGAAGGCACUGGGCCCGUCGACGCCGUUCGCGUGGCCUUGAAAGAGGUGGCGACACAACUUUGCUCGAAACAAAACUUGUCAGUGCCCGUCCCGGCGUCAGUGCGAGGCAAAAUCGUGGGCAAGCAAGGCGCCACAAUCCAAGCCAUCUCCAAAAAGACGGGAGCACGCAUUAACGUGUCAAAGCAAGAAGCGGCAGAGAUUUUGGAAGACGACGACAUGGACAGUAUCAUCGAUGUCACCAUCGAAGGUGAUCCUUUCGCCGUCCAAAUGGCGAAGCAAGAUAUCGAGAAGAUCGUGGCAGAACACACAUCGUCCGUGAACGCCCGCCUGAAGCACAUCCCCGCCGAGUACUACCCCUUCCUGGCCGGUCCGAACAAUGCGCAAGUGAAAGCCCUUCAACAAAGUCGAGACCUCAAGAUGAAUAUUCCUCACUACCAACACUGGAGAAACGAAGCGCCGCCUCAAACACCCGCCAGCCGUGCACCAGUGCAAUUCUCGCCACAAGCAAACCUGCCUAUCCAUCUCUCGGGUGACCGCAAAGCCGUCGCCGAGGCAAAAGCGGAGAUUGAUCGUCAGGUUGCGGAAUUGGAACGCCAGCUCACCCUCGAGCAAAUGGCAAUUGAGCGUGGACGUCACCAAUUCAUCGUCGGCGACCUGGGCACGUCUCUGAAUGAUUUCAUGGCGGAGACUGGUUGUUCUGUGAUCCUCCCUCCCGAGGGUGACGACUCGGAAACCCUUACCGUUGUGGGCCCACCGGAUCGCAUCGAAGAGGGCAUGAACAAGAUCAUGGACCUCGCAUCAAGCAUGUCAAUGGCCAGCGCAGACAUUGGGCGACUACAUGCGAACGCGCCACGAGGAGCGCAAGCCCAUGCGAGUGACAUCACCAGAUACCUGCAGCAGCGUCAGGCAAUUGAGCAACUGGAGCGCAUGCACAAUGCUAGAAUUGUUCCCGACAGCGCUGGCGCAUGGCAAAUUUACGCUCGCGACGGCAAGAACGCGAUGAAGGCACGCUCCGAUGUAAUGAAUCUCAUCAGCGGCCAUCCUCCCACUCGAUUCCAACCCGUCGAAGUCGAUCCAUUCUAUCAUCAGCACCUCCGGGAGCGAGCCGCCAGCAGCAUCCGUGAACAACACGGAGUUCACGUCAUUGUGCCCGAUGAAGGGGACGAUGCACCAGUGCUCCUCGUAUUUGAAGACACCACUCCUGCAGCGGACUAUGACUUCCCUCGUCGUCAGCCUUCGGCGCAGGAGGUUCAAGCUUUCGAGCAAGCGCUGCAGCAGGCUCAGCAAGAGAUUCUCAACUUGAUGAUCGGUCGCGAGGAUAUUGUCUCUCGUGACGUUGAGGCUCCCGUCAAAUAUCACGACAAGAUCCGAAGACACGUCGAUCGCCACCAUGAUGCCCUUGCCGAAGGUUCCAUCCCGUUACAAGUCUUGUACGGUGGCCCUCGGGAAGCACAACAGAGAAGGACUCCGGCCCCCAGCGUCAACCUUCGCGGUCCUCAGAGCGAUGUCGACCUCCUCAUGCAAAGCUUGCUGGCUUUUAUCGAACAGGAGAAGGUGGAUGAGCUGGAACGAGGCUUCGUGCUCAGUUUCGAUUAUCCUCAAAAAUACGCGAACCACUUGAUUGGCAAGAAGGGCGAGAACAUCAACCGCCUACGCGAAGAAUUCGAUGUCGAAAUUCAAGUCAACGACGGCAAGUGUGAAAUCAAGGGCCCAGAAGCCAAAGCGAAUGCCUGCAAGAAGCAUAUCGUCGACAUGCUCAAGAAGCUCGAGGACGAGACUACCCACCACCUCAACAUUCCGGCGCAGUACCAUCGAGACCUGAUUGGGCCUCAGGGCACGCAAGUCAAUCGUCUGCAGGAGCGCUACAAUGUUCGUGUGAACUUCCCCAGGACCCGGCAGAAUGCAGAUGACGCCGCUUCGGAGGCUGGCGAGUCUGUCGCGGGCCGCCGCAAUGACCAACAGCCCAACGAGGUCGUCAUCAAGGGACCGAGCAAAGGUGCCGACGGAUGUCGCGAGGAGCUGUUGAGCUUGUUCCAGUAUGUGAAGGAUAACUCCUUCACCGCUACCGUGUCUGUUGCGCAAAGUCAGCUGCCUUCGUUGAUUGGCUCUGGUGGCAAAGAGAUGGAGUCCAUGCGUCUGGAGACUGGAGCGCAGAUUGAUGUGCCCGGUGCGAGAGAUGCGGGGGCUGCUGAUUCUCGCGCGGAGAUUCGCAUCAAGGGGUCCAAGAAGGCGGUGGAGGAAGCGAAGAAACUCAUCGAGGAGAAGGCAAAGGUGUUUGACAAUACUGUCACUCGCCAACUUGAGGUUGAUCGCCGGCACCAUCGAUUGAUUAUUGGUCCUGGAGGCACGACCCUGCGAAACAUCAUCAAUCAAGCUGGAGGACCUGAAGACGUACGGCUGCACAACCGCAUGGUCAGAUUCCCUCGAGCAGACGCGGAAGGCAACACGGUGCGGAUAGAAGGGCAACGAACCGUCGUCGACCAGAUCUGCACCGCCAUCGAGGCGCUGGUCGCUCAGCACGAGUCGCAAACCAACGAUGUUGUUGAGGUGAAGCCUGAAAAGCAUCGCCUCCUGAUUGGCCGCGGAGGCGAAAUCCGCAGGCAACUCGAGCAGCAGUUCAAUGUCUCCAUCAACGUCCCGCGCCAGAAUGAGAGCGGACCACAGCGCUCACAAGUGCGCAUCGCCGGGCAGCCAGGCGAUGUGGAGAAGGCCAAAGCACACGUGCUCGAAUUGACGAAGGAGGUCGAAGGCGAGACUGUGCAGGUACCGCGUCGCUUCCAUCAAAGCAUUGCAGACAACGGGCAAUUCUUCCGCCGACUACGAAACGACCACAAAGUCACCGUGGACCACGCGGGACAGAAGCCGCCAGGGAAAGCUUCAGCCCCUACGCCGAGUCGAGCUACUGGUGCAGGCACCGCAAUGCCGCUAAUCACCGACGACCAAACCGCAAAUCUCGAUCAGCAUUCAUGGGAAACGCACGACCUCCACGCCUCUACGGAAGAAGGCGACAUCCCCUGGGUGCUCGCCGGUCCCAACCCGGAAUCCAUCUCCGCCGCUCGUGCACGUCUCGAGAAAGCGCUGGAAGAGGCUCGUGCCCACGAUACCGUGGGCUUCCUGAUCUUGCCUGAUCCCCGUACCUACCGUCACGUCAUCGGACAGGGCGGCAGCGAGAUCAAUCGCAUUCGCAAGCAGACGGGCACGAAGAUCCAGGUGCCGCGGGAUCAGAGCAAGGGGGAGGCGAUUGAGAUUGUUGGGGAGAAGAGUGGGGUUGAGGCUGCGAGGGAGUUGAUUUUGGAGGUUGUGGGGAAGAAUGCGUAGGUGGCCUUUAUGACUACAGGAGGUGGGAAGGGUCGAGUUGUUCACAGAUUGGGUUUGUCGUUGUCGUGGAGAGGCAGGCUGUGGUGGUGUGGAUUGGGAGAUUUCCCUCUUAUUUCGAGGAAAGUGUGGUAUUUUCGUAGCAGAUCAAAAGCAUUUUCAACAGCCUCGGACCACCCUCCGCCUGGUCAGCGUCGAUGUUCAGCCUCAGCUACCGCGCAUGCAUUCCGUCGUUGUAAGUGGACCGUGCAGCGAAGGGGGGCCAGGGUCUGCGUGCACGGGCCGUUGCGUUCCCAACCCC